Rhipicephalus microplus (southern cattle tick) is the source of this 2515-nucleotide messenger RNA. RefSeq names its product scavenger receptor class B member 1. Gene Ontology annotation, cellular component: membrane; cytoplasm. Gene Ontology annotation, molecular function: scavenger receptor activity. Lineage: Eukaryota; Metazoa; Arthropoda; Arachnida; Ixodida; Ixodidae. The record is from RefSeq and is a predicted model, not a curated record.
GGGGACUUGGGUACACCAGGUGUUCUGUGGGUACACGCAGACGGCAGAUGCAAAUGGUCUGUGGCUAAGGUACGUCAAAGGCGACAGCCCAUACACAACUUGCAUACAACUUGCCAACCACGACUGUUAGCGUCGCGCAGAGCUGCAGGGUUGCGCCCAGAGGCGCAUCGACAUUUCUCGACGUUGUUGUGGCGCGCGUGCGUGUAGGAAAGGCUCUCCGAAGAAGUGCUAACUGGGACAUCAUGUGGGUGUGACGACUCGAGAAGAAAAUAUGGAUUUGAGUCGUCUUCUCGUUGUGUUAGGUGUUGUUGGAUUUCUCCUAGCCAUUCUUGGUGGUGGGGGUGUCCUCCUGCUGCCUAGGUUGUUCAACACCAUUUUAGAUGAGAAACUUCCUUUGGUUAAUAACUCAAAUGUAUUUCAUCUGUGGCAAGACAUCCCUCUACCCAUUUACAGGAAGUUCUACUUCUUUAACUUGACCAAUCCAAAGCAGUUUCUUGCAAAAGAAGAGAAGGCAAAGUUUGAGGAGGUUGGACCCUAUUCUUACAGGGUGACUUGGGUGAAGAAGAACAUCACCUGGAAUUCCAAUGGCACCAUUUCAUACAGAGAAGUCAAGACAUACUUUUUUGACAGAAAUGAAUCUGUUGGUACUGAAGCGGACCAGAUCACAACUAUUAAUGCUCCUCUUGUGGCCGCAGGUGUCCUUGUGGAUAAAAUACCGAACCGUGUAAAACGCAGAGCAAUUGCAGUUUUUAUUAACCUACUUAAAGAGAAGCCGAUUUCACAACACACGGUGGGUGAACUCCUGUUUGAUGGCUACAAGGAUUUGCUCGUCAUGGCCAGCCAGAAGAUUGACCCAACCUUGCCGCCUACUGGUGGGAAGUUUGGCUGGAUGAUGUUGCGUAAUGGUUCCAAUGAUGGCCUUUUCACUGUGCACACAGGCAAAGGGGAAAUGGACAAAUACAAUGUUAUCACUCGUUGGAAUGGCCUGCAAAACCUUACCUGGUGGAAUGGGACAUGCAACAUGAUAAAUGGCACAAAUGGCGAGCUCGUGCCUCCUCUGAAACCUGGAGAGAAGUUCAUUGAAGUUUACAAUCCCGACUUCUGCAGGUCAAUCAGAAUGCAGUAUAAUGGCAGUACAUCAAUGUUUGAAAUUCCACUGGAGCAGUUCGUAGCUCCGGAGACCACUUUCCAAAAUGGGGAAAACUACUCUGCAAAUGCCUGCUUUGACACAAAGCGGAAACUGCGCUCUGGAGUAAUGGACCUCGGCCCAUGCCAGCAUGAUUUACCCGUGGCAUUGUCUUUCCCACAUUUCUACAUGGCUGACCCUUACUACUUGGAGCAAGUGGAGGGGCUGCAACCCAAUGGCAGUCUGCAUCGCUUUCAACUGGACUUGGAGCCUAAGCUGGGUCUCACUGUCUGCCUGAAGGGACGUAUCCAGCUGAAUAUGGUCCUCAAGAAAAACUCUCUCAUCACGGGACUGACUGACAUACCAGAAAUAGUCUUUCCAGUUGUGUGGCAAGAAAUAAACAUUGAACUGGACAAGGCCUUAGCUGAUUACCUGAAAAGCACAUUGGAGAAUCCCAUGUUCUACAGCACACUUUUCGCUUACCUUCUGCUGGCCUUCGGUAGCCUCCUCCUCUUGAUUAUGGUCGCGUUUAUUGCAGGCAGGGCUGCUUCGAGGCUACUCUAUUCAAAGGAUGUCGAAAACAAGUCAUUGCUUGUCGAUACUGAUGAGACACUGGAGGCUGCUGCCGCAAAAAGCCACCAGAAUGACGGUGAAGUGAUUACGUGACCCUUGGAUUUUUUUAGUGUGUUGGUUUGCGAGAAGUUGAUUUAUCGCUAAAUGUUAUUGCUACUUUCACAAAAGAAAACGAACAGAGUUUGCAGUCACUGGUAUGGACUGCAUUCUGUAAAUUUCUCCAGCCGUUUUGUUUACAAAAGUAAUGUCAGCAGAGCCAUUGUUCCCUGUAGUCAAACUGUUGCUAUGAACUUCUAAAGCCUUCUUCGAAACAGCCUUUUACAGUCGAGUGAAAUGGACUGCUGUUUUAGAAUCCUGCAAGCUAGGAAAGCUUGUGAGUGAAGUGUUCUUAAGAGUUUUUACGUUAUGGCAGCCAGUCUGCUUGUGCCAAGUGCAGUGUUGUCUGAACAAGGGCUUUUACUUGCUUCAGGCAUUUUGCUGCCAAUACUUGCUCACUAAUCAUAAUUUUACUUCAGCAAAGCUAUCGCUAUUUUAGUAUUGUCUUUUCUUGAGCUGUUGGUUAUAAGUCAGCCGAAUGUUCUUGCCUUGUGUGCUUAAUCUCUAGCCUUGCUUGAACAAUUCAGCCUUGAAGUCUCAAAGUAAAUGCAUUCUUAUGCUCAACAGUGCAGCAUUCAGGGUCCAUCAGCAUUGUUUUGUUUAGACAUUAUAUUUUGUUGUUUGUUUGUGAAUAUUGUUUCUUGACCUGUUGUGUGCAGUAUUCUCACACUGGUACUGUUUCAUGAGAUGAGAAUUAAAGUUUCUUUUGUAAUUAGCGUA